ACUUUGGUUCGUGGCUUGAAUUCAGGCUUGACCACGCGAAUUCCUCGCCAUCCCACCGUCAUAGUAUUGAAAUAUCAUUACCUCAAAGUGUCCCCGAUAACCAAAAAUGAGUGCCACGGUUCUUUACAACAACGCUGUCAAGCAAACGCAUGUGCUUCAGCAGGAGCUGGAGCGGCUUGAAAGCGGGGAGGACACUUCGUCGGGAUUACAAGGUCAGAUUACCGCCGGACUGGCAUCACUACAACGGGGAGCCCACGACUUGGACGAAUUCGCACGGAGAGAAGUCACAGCAGCGAAAAAGGAGAAAGCUAUUGCACGAGCGAAGAAAGUACGCGAGGAUUUCGCCUCUCUACAAAUUGCGUUCACGAGAUGGAAAACGGAGGAUCGGGCAAGGACGGCAGAACGUGACAGGAAGGAUCUGUUGGGCAGCCAUGUUGAGCGCCGGACAUCAUUCGGCGCACGGCACGGGCAUGGCGCCUCGGAUCCUAGGGCCACCGACAAUACCAUCCUCAUGAUGGAUCAUAUGAUCCGGGAGAACGGCGUUCUUGAGAAUUCAGGGCACCGAUUAGAUGAGUUUAUGCAGAUGGGGCGGGCAGCGCUACAGGAUCUGGUGGAGCAGAGGGACUCGCUGAAGGGCACACAAAGGAGACUUCUCGAUGUAGCAAACUAUCUUGGGCUAUCCACAUCGGUAAUACGUUACAUCGAAAGGCGGACGGCCGCGGACCGGUGGAUCUUCCUGGGAGGGGUUACGACAACGGUGUUUAUUAUGUGGCUAAUUGUACAUUAUCUGGGGUGAUGCCACGGCCCGCAGGCGGUAUUGUGCAAUCUUAUCAUUCAACAUCGUAUCGUCGAUUGCAUUUCACCAAUCCUCCCUCGUGGAAUGCUGGUAUGAUGCGAUGGGCCAGCUCUGCGUUUGCCAUUGUUCUGCGUGGUUUUCACGCUGAGAUCC
Messenger RNA from Fimicolochytrium jonesii, 949 nucleotides. RefSeq names its product snare region anchored in the vesicle membrane C-terminus-domain-containing protein. Gene Ontology annotation, molecular function: SNAP receptor activity; SNARE binding. Bases 107 to 796 code for a protein of 229 amino acids. The record is from RefSeq and is a predicted model, not a curated record. Lineage: Eukaryota; Fungi; Chytridiomycota; Chytridiomycetes; Spizellomycetales; Powellomycetaceae. Gene Ontology annotation, biological process: endoplasmic reticulum to Golgi vesicle-mediated transport; vesicle fusion. Gene Ontology annotation, cellular component: late endosome membrane; endoplasmic reticulum membrane; SNARE complex. The transcript has 5 exons.